AAAAAAAAAAAAAAAAAAAAAAAAGAUGUCAACACAGCAAAGUCAGCCAUUCCCGAAUGGAGAUGGAAAAGUGAUCGUCUUUCGCGUGGAGCCACCGCAAAGAAAACGACAGCAGCAGCAGAGCAAGGGGAAAGCACCCAAAGAAACAAUUAGCAGCAGCACUCCUCCAGCGAAAAGAAAGAGAAAGCCGGACCCGACUCAAACUACUCAAACUACUCAGAGAACCAAACGAUAACGAUCAGUCAUGACGCCAACGGUUCCAGUUCCGCAAGAACCACUCCCUCACGACCCUCCGCUAUCGUCCAUGACCGAGCAGGUGCUAGCUCAGGCACGAAGGGACUCUGCGAACGAGGCCCUGAGAUCGAUUUUGGAGGUGGAUCCAGUGUCAUCGACCGUACGGCUAUAUAGGAGCCACCUCAGAAUAUGGAAGAUAUUUUGCGACGAAAAGUACAACGGGGACUGCAGUGUUGAUGCAGCUCGGAUGCUCGAGUAUUUCACUUCCGUCGUCUUUAAACGGACAGUGAAGAAAUACAUCUCUGCAGAGACUGGUUACAGCGCAGUGGUUGGACAGGCGCAGCCGACACGCGUAGAGGAGUCGGAAGAGGGUCAAGACCAUGACUUGGAUGAGAGUGACAGCGAGGAUGAAGUGGACGAUCUUUCAGAGGAUGGUGGAGAAGAGGAUCAGCAGAUCGCUCAGGGUUCAAAGGCCAACUUCAUCAGCAAUAUUGUCGAGAAAACGCAGGUCAUUGAGGAGGCCCUCACCGACAAGCUAGGUCGCAAGGUGAUACAUGUUCCUCUGACAGCAGGGUCCGCGGACAAUAUCAGAAAGGCGCUCAUAUACUUGUGGAACCAGCAGGCAUCAGUGACAGCGUCCUACCCUAACACAGCACCCAAUCCUCGCCACGAUAUUGCCUUGAGAAAGGCCUUUGACUCUUACGAAGAGGGCCUAGUGCGCGAUCGCUAUUAUCCGCCGGCUCCAUUGUCUAUGCCUUUGAACAACUUUGCAUCUAUUUCGCAGCAAGUACAGCUACUACAACAACAGCUACUACAACAACAGCUACUACAACAACAGCUACUACAACAACAGCUAUUGCAACAACAGCUACCGCAACAACAGCCUCAGCAACAAUUGCAACAACAGCAACAACAGCAACUGCCACAACAGCAACAGCAGCCACAACAGCCACAACAGCAACAGGCUCACCAGUCAUCAUCGCCACAGCUCGACGAUAGGCUCAGAGGGUACGCGAUGUUGCCGGACAACGGAAAAUUGACCGUCCGUCAAGCAUGGGACGAAUACCACGGUCCCAUCGCGGCAGCAAGACAGCAAGAUUCGGCCUGGCCCUUUACUCCAGCGCGCAGAAAGGCGUUACAACGCCGGCAGCAAUUCAUUGGGUUGGUUAAGGCGAAGAUGGAGGAGGAGAAGGAGAAGGAGGAAGGUCAUUCGGUCGAGAGUCUCCAGAACUUUCUGGAUGCUAUGACGGCCCAGUACAAGAACAAAACUAUCAAUUCAAUCCGAGAAGAGCUUCUUAAAAGAUAG
Gamsiella multidivaricata is the source of this 1540-nucleotide messenger RNA. RefSeq lists its product as uncharacterized. The coding region runs from base 245 to 1540 and encodes 431 amino acids. The transcript is spliced from 5 exons. The record is from RefSeq and is a predicted model, not a curated record. NCBI's taxonomy places the organism in Eukaryota, Fungi, Mortierellomycota, Mortierellomycetes, Mortierellales, Mortierellaceae.